Molecule: messenger RNA, 2013 nt
Organism: Insectozyma verbasci
Lineage: Eukaryota; Fungi; Ascomycota; Pichiomycetes; Serinales; Debaryomycetaceae
Source: the annotation of a GenBank genome assembly
AUGGAUGAAAAACAUAUUCAUUCAAAAGUAAAACAACUGACUUUAUUAAGAAAUUUCAGUUUCUCAGUUUUAUUACUACUAUCCAUUUUUCUACCACUCCAAUAUUAUGAUGUAAUCAAUUUUACAACUAAUGAUUAUAUUAAUCCAUAUUUAUCUAUUGAGGAACUACAAUUGGAUGCUUCAAAGGUUAAUGAGAUCAAAAAAUUAGGUUUGACUCCUAAAAACCCGGUUAAAAUCGUUACAAAUGAAAAAGGUGAACAAAUUAUCCAUGGUCGUUUUUUACACAUCACCGAUAUUCAUCCAGAUCCAUAUUAUAAAAUAGGCAGUGAUCCAGAUGAAGCGUGUCAUUCAGGUAAAGGUUAUUCAAAUAAAUAUGGAGAUGCAAUUUCAGGUUGUGAUUCACCAAUGAUUUUAAUGGAAGAGACUAUAAAUUGGGUAAAUGAUCAUUUAAAAGAUAAGAUAGAUUUUAUUGUAUGGACUGGAGAUAAUGUUAGACAUGAUAAUGAUAGAAAUUACCCAAGAACUGAACAAAACAUAUUUGAUUUAAAUGAUCAUGUUUCAAAUAUAAUGUUUGAAACAUUUAAAAAAGACGACGGUACCCCAAAUUUACAAAUUGAUUUAGUUCCUUCCCUUGGUAAUAAUGACGUUUAUCCACAUAAUCUAUUCAGUCCUGGUCCGACAUUACAAACCAGAGAAUUAUAUCAGAUCUGGCAACCAUUUAUUCCACAACAUCAAAUGCAUACAUUUAAUAGAGGUGCUUAUUUUUUUCAAGAAAUUAUUCCAAAUAAAUUGGCGGUAUUAUCAAUUAACACUUUAUAUUUAUUUCAAUCAAAUCCUUUAGUUGAUAACUGUGAUAAGAAGAAACAACCAGGUUAUAAAUUAUUUGAGUGGUUAGGAUAUGUAUUGAAAGAAAUGAGGGCAAGAAAAAUGAAAGUUUGGUUAACUGGUCAUGUUCCACCAAAUGAGAAAAACUUUGAUAUUUCAUGUUUAAGAAAAUAUAUAGUUUGGAGUUAUGAAUAUAGAGAUGUUAUAAUUGGUGGGUUAUAUGGUCAUAUGAAUUUAGAUCAUUUCAUACCUUUGGAUUCCGUUGCAGCUUAUAAAUCAAUUGAAAAAUCUCAGAAGAAGAAAAAGAAGAAGGGUAAGAAGAAGAGUAAGUCAAUGGAAUUGGAAUACGAUUCUGAUUCUGAUUCUGAUUCUGAUUCUGAUGACGACGUUGCAUUAGAAGAAACUAAUAUUUAUAAUGUUUUAGAUGAUAAUUUUAGUGAAGAAUUUUUUAAAAUUCAAGGUGGUGUUCCUGAAAAUAAAGUAAAUUAUAUGAAAACAUUAAGAGAAUCAUUAUAUGCAAAUAUUAAAUCAAAGAAGAAAUCAAAACCACAAAGUGAAAGAUAUUCAGUUGCACAUGUUACUGCUUCAGUUAUCCCCACAUUUAAUCCAGGUAUAAGAGUUUGGGAAUAUAAUAUAACCAAUUUACACAAUGAUCUUAAAAGCAAUGUUAAAUUUGAACCAUGGAAUAAGUUUUUCAAUGGUGUUGAACAAUUGAUUCAAAUGCAAGAUAAAUAUGAAGAUGAAGAAGAUGAAGAAGAUGAUUGGUUUUCUAUAUUUAAGAAAAAGAAAAGAGAUAAGACAUUCCCAUUACCUAUGCCUAAAAAUUUACCAUUAGGUCCAGCAUAUGUAAAUCAAACAUUUACUCCAGAAAGAUAUGUUCAAUAUUAUGCUGAUUUAGAUUCUAUAAAUAAAGGAAACAAAAAGUUCCAUUACGAAAUUGAAUAUAUGACUGAUGAUUCAUUAUAUGGAUUAAAUGGAUUAACAGUUGAUGAAUGGAUAAAAUAUGGUAGAAAAUUAGGUAAACCAGUAAAGAAUAAGAAUAAACAAGCAUCAACUGAAAAGAAGAAGAAAAAGAAAGGUAAGAAUAAUAAGGGUAAUGGGUCAGAUAAGGAAUUAGAUGAUAUGUGGCAAGAAUAUUUAAAGAAUGCGUUCGUAAGUUCAGGUUAUGAGCAUAAAGGUUUAGGUUAA